Molecule: messenger RNA, 1974 nt
Organism: Saccharomyces kudriavzevii IFO 1802
Lineage: Eukaryota; Fungi; Ascomycota; Saccharomycetes; Saccharomycetales; Saccharomycetaceae
Gene: SSQ1
Product: Hsp70 family ATPase SSQ1
Exons: 1
Coding region: 1-1974 (657 amino acids)
Biological process (GO): cellular response to unfolded protein; protein refolding
Cellular component (GO): cytoplasm; mitochondrion
Molecular function (GO): misfolded protein binding; ATP-dependent protein folding chaperone; ATP hydrolysis activity
Source: RefSeq, a predicted model, not a curated record
AUGCUAAAAUUUGGUAAAUUGAACUGUCUCAAAACGAGAAUUAACACACGAUCACUAUACUCAACGAGCUCCCAAGCAGCUAAAAAGGUAAUUGGUAUCGAUUUGGGUACUACAAAUAGUGCGGUUGCAUACAUUCGUGAUUCGAGUGAUAAAAAAUCAGCUACGAUAAUAGAGAAUGAUGAAGGGCAACGAACGACACCAUCGAUAGUUGCCUUUGAUGUUAAGAACUCGCCACAAAAUAAAGAACAAAUGAAGACCCUUGUUGGGAUGGCAGCUAAGAGGCAAAAUGCAAUUAAUGCUGAGAACACAUUUUUUGCCACAAAGAGACUUAUUGGUCGUGCAUAUGAUGACAAAGAAGUUCAACGAGAUAAGAGCGUUAUGCCGUAUAAGAUUGUAAAAUGUGAAUCCAAUGGGCAGGCCUAUCUCAGUACGUCGAAUGGACUUAUUCAAUCGCCAAGCCAAAUAGGAUCCAUACUACUAAAGUACCUGAAACGAGUCUCAGAAGAAUACUUGAGCGAAGAGAUCAAGCUAGCAGUUAUUACUGUCCCAGCGUAUUUCAAUGACUCUCAAAGACAAGCUACAAAAGACGCCGGUAAACUUGCUGGACUGAAUGUCUUAAGAGUCAUUAAUGAACCAACGGCAGCCGCUUUGAGUUUCGGAAUUGAUGAUAAAAGAAAUAAUGGGCUAAUUGCAGUUUACGAUUUGGGUGGUGGUACAUUUGACAUAUCAAUCUUGGAUAUUGAAGAUGGUGUAUUUGAAGUUCGUGCUACUAACGGUGAUACGCAUUUGGGUGGGGAAGAUUUUGAUAAUGUUAUCGUAAACUAUAUCAUAGAUAGUUUCAUCAAAGAAAAUUCCGAAAUUAAACGUGAAGAAAUCACCAGGAACAGGGAGACAAUGCAGAGAUUGAAAGAUAUAUCUGAAAGAGCCAAGAUAGAUUUAUCUCACGUGAAAAAAACCGUCAUCGAACUGCCUUUUAUAUAUAAAAACAAACAUCUACAAGUAUCGAUGACAGAGGAAGAGCUGGAUAAUAUGACGUUGUCGCUAAUAAACAGAACCAUUCCGCCUGUGAAGCAAGCCUUAAAGGACGCUGAUAUCGAACCAGAAAAUAUAGAUGAGGUUAUCCUUGUUGGCGGUAUGACACGUAUGCCCAAAAUCAGGUCUGUUGUGAAAGGCCUAUUUGGUAAAUCUCCAAAUUCCAGCGUAAAUCCUGACGAAACGGUUGCCCUAGGUGCAGCCAUUCAAGGUGGUGUUUUAUCUGGUGAAAUCAAAAAUGUUUUACUUCUGGAUGUAACACCAUUGACAUUAGGCAUUGAGACGUUUGGAGGAGCAUUUUCGCCAUUAAUACCUAGGAAUACAACAGUUCCAGUAAAAAAAACUGAAAUAUUCAGUACAGGAGUUGAUGGGCAAACUGGCGUUGAUAUUAAAGUUUUUCAAGGUGAAAGAGGAUUGGUACGUAACAACAAAUUGAUUGGUGACUUGAAGCUUACCGGAAUCACACCAUUACCCAAGGGCAUGCCCCAAAUAUAUGUUACAUUUGAUAUCGAUGCCGAUGGUAUCAUCAAUGUAUCUGCCGCCGAAAAGAGCAGUGGUAAAGAACAAUCCAUCACCGUGAUACCUAAUUCCGGAUUAAGCGAACAAGAAAUUGCUAAUUUGAUUGAAGAAGCAAAUGCCAAUAGGGCUCAAGAUAACCUGGUCAGACAAAGGUUAGAGCUUAUUUCUAAAGCUGACAUUAUGAUAAGCGACACCGAAAAUUUGUUCAAAAGAUAUGAAAACCUGAUUUCUAAAGAAGAAGAGUAUCCAAAGGUUGUAGCAGAUAUCAAAGCUGUGGGACAAGAUAUUAAGAAGUUCAAAGCUAAUGAAAACGAUAUGUCAAUUGAUGUUAACCAAAUAAAGAAAGCUACUGAUGCGUUACAGGGCAGAGCUUUGAAGUUGUUCCAAAGUGCCACGAAGAAUCAGCAAAAAUCAACCAAAUAA